AUGAAACUCCUACUCCUCCCCCUCCUCGCCCUCCAAGCGACCGCCUGGUCGCUGACCAUCUACUUCACCGACGGCGGCCACAUCACCAGCACCGGCCGCCUCAAUUCGGGCUGCAAGGCCUACGACCUCCCCGUCCACAACCGCCAGGUCAACCGUGUCUCCUUCAGCGAGAGCACCUUCGCCGACACCUUCGAGCUGUUCAGCGACAAGGACUGCCGGAACCGCGUGUUUCGGGAGGGGAAGGGCAGUCAUCGCGUGCAGCCGCCGCGGCGGGUUGGGAGUGUUUGGAUGGGUUAUGGGGUGGGGAUCGGGGAGGCGUUUGUUCGUUUUUGCUGUAUACGUGCUAUCUUGUGA
Molecule: messenger RNA, 354 nt
Organism: Aspergillus brunneoviolaceus CBS 621.78
Lineage: Eukaryota; Fungi; Ascomycota; Eurotiomycetes; Eurotiales; Aspergillaceae
Exons: 2
Coding region: 1-354 (117 amino acids)
Source: RefSeq, a predicted model, not a curated record